UGGCAACAGCUCGCGGAAUCAAUGCUUUGUUUGUAUCGUUGUCCUGGGCCACGUGCGCGCGCUGCUUCAGAUAAACUUACCCACACUCAUUCUUUUACCUCCCACGCCCUUCUAACCAUACCCACACGCCUCUCAAGCUCUCAGAACACGUGUAGAUGAUUUUGCCUCUAUUCAAAACCCCUAGGGAUGCUCAGAAGUGCGUAUGAGAGGCAGGAGAAGCGUUUGAAUUGAAGGCAGACAGAGAAGAGCCCCGUGGUCUGAUCAGCUGAUGGACCCAAACAGGACGUGCGCCAGCUCUGUCUCUCAGUGUUAGCUUGGACUUGAGGGAGAAUGGACGUCGUGCCGCUCUGCUCCCGCCAUUACACGCGUUCUUCUCUCACGGCUUUUAAACUACGCACGACAGGCUCAUUGUAAACAAACGCACGUGCUUACCAAACAAACAAACAAAAAACGUGUGAACUAAACUGAAAAAAAAAAAAAAACAAGAAAAAUCAAGUAAACAAGUGGAAUGUCACCAUGUCCCUGGGAUACGACAGCAACACCACCGCCACCACCAUCACCACCACUCACCACCACCACCACUACCACCAACCACCGUCACCACAGCUACCACCACCAUCACCACUUCACCACCACCACCGCCGGGCCUCUCCGUCACCACCACGCACCACCACACACAAAGAUGAUCAGCUGUUGAGAAGAGGAGGGUAUGCUGGUGGUGGUGGUGGUGGUGUUGUUGUCUCCUCCUCCUCUUCCUCUUCUUCUUCCUCCUCCUCCUCCUCCUCCUCCUCAAUGGUGUUUGGGUCUCAAAAGGUGGAUCUCAACUCAGCAACACCUUACAGCGAUGCAACACAGACCAAGAAACACCCAGUCAACCACAUCAAGAGACCAAUGAACGCCUUUAUGGUGUGGUCGCAACUGGAGAGACGCAAGAUUGUGGCCCGUCACCCCGACAUGCACAAUGCUGAGAUCAAGCGGCUGGGCAAGAGGUGGAAGGCCCUCUCUGCCAUUGACCGCCAGCCCUACAUUGAUGAGGCGGAAAGGCUGAGACUCUUGCAUCUUCAGGAGUACCCAGAUUACAAGUACCGUCCCCGGAAGAAGGCUCGCCUCCUUCCGUCCUGCGUCCUUUCCUCCCGCUCCUCCUCACCCGGCACCUCCCCGGCCUCCACCCGAAGGAAGCGCCGCCCUGCAGUGAAGCUCCUCUCCUCCACACGCCUCCGCAUCACAGUGACGAGCCCCAAGCCCCCGCCAGCCCCGCCGAAGAGGAAGCGUGGCGGCAAGGGCAGAGGCAAAGCGGCAGCGACCUCUCCUGUAGCCGCCGCCGAGGGAGAGAAGCCCAGAAGAGGAAGAAAGAGGAAUGAAAAUAAGAGUAAAAAUAAGGAGAAUUCUGAAGGGGUAAGAACGCCCUGCGGCACUCCACGUGGGCGGCGGCGAAGGGGCGGCAACAGAGGCGGGGGUAGAGGCACCAAGAGGCUCUCCAAAGGCUUCUCCACUCCCCCCACCCCUCCCUCUCCCUCAUGUCCCUCCCCUCUUCUGUUUAUGGACGAGGACUCUGACCCUCCGUCCCCUCUCCCCUACUCGCUCCUGGAACCUUGCUCGGUCUUGGACACCCCCACGCCCUCCCGAGCCCUCCCGCCCACCUCUGAGCCCCAGGGACCCUCAGGACUCCCUCGGCGAUCUCUCCUACCUGGCUGACAUCCUACAGAUGUCACCGGAGUUCCCAGUAGACCUUGAUCUCUCCCCUGAUCUUGACCUCACCUCCACCCACACCCCUGCUUCCUCACACACCUCCCACACCUCCCCCUCCUCCUCCGUAUCCUGCUCCUCGUCGCCCGGAUCACAUUUCGAGUUUUCCUGCACUCCUGACGUGGCGGACGCCCUUUGUGACGUGGGCCUCAGCGUGGACUGGCUGGACCCUUCCCUCGGCCUCAUCUGCUCCUAAGAUGUGCUGGGCAGGUGUGUGUCGGACAGGUGUGGGCGCGAGUCAUCCGUCACUGGAGGUUUGGAAUGAUCUUCACUUGUGUACGAUGGUUAGUGGUGCACAUGUGUUUGCAGUCACGUGUGCGGGUUUUGUUAGUAUGUACGCACACUUUACUUUUCUAUUGUGUAUUGUGUGUGUGCGUAUUUGGUGCCCACACGUCCUUCGGUGUGUGUGUAUGUGAAGGUCGGAUGGAUCACCUGGGCUACCUGGUCACAAGGGCAUUGAUUACCGGGCCUCAGGUAAGUAACACAGGUACUGGCGUUAUUUGUACCUGUGUUAAUUACAUGAUGCCCUCCACAGGUGUUACCACUGCCUGUUCAGAGGUGUUGGCACUGCAGGUAGCGCCCAGGCACACGCCACUUACUGGUAACACUCAUGUAAGUCUAUAUAAGCUUGUAUUGUUUGUUUGGUAACACUGAGGGAACAAAGUAUACCCAAGCAUGUGUUGUUUGUCUGGUAACACUGGUGGAAAAGUUACCUUGUGUUGUUUGUUUGGUAACACUGUCAACAAGUACCUAUAUUGGAAAGGUACUACAUUUCUUGUUUGUCUGGUAACACUGCGAAGUAAAGCAGGCACCACUUAUUGGGAAAGUACCAAGGCGUAUGUAUCAUCUGGCAACGCUGCGGAGGACGAGGUUGUGUGUUUGGUUACCGCUGGAACAAAGGUGCCUCGUGAUGACCUUGUAACCUGUGCAGGGCAGAGCGUGACGGGGACUGUCCUCUGCACAGCACCUGUUCCUUUAGCCAUGACGUCACCAGGGGGCGCCAGGGAGCAGCGUGCACCUUGGGCUACGCUCCUCGCCCUCCUCAUCCGGACUAAUGAGGCAGGUGAAUGGGAAGCGAGGGAGAGAGAAGGAGAGAGGGACACAGGUAGGCAUUCAGCAACCCGUUUUCUCUUUCUCCCGCUCUCUCUCUCUCUUUCUCUCUCCCGUUUUUAUUGUCCACGGCUUUGUAAAGAGGAGGUUCACUUUUGGAUGCAGAAAUGAAGCUCUUUUUUUAUUUUUUCUCCCGUCAAAUACUUUUCAUCCUUUUCUCAUGUGAUUUCUUUCCUCUCUCGAGUCCGAAUGUGUCUGCAUUUUGCCGAAUUCCUGGCAGGCCUCCUAUGUAUGAAGUGUAUAAGGUAACGAGGCCCAGAGGUGUUAAUACUUAGAAUAGAGUAUAUAUACAUUUUUGAUAUCUUUUUUAUAUACAUAUUUAAUGGCACGGCUUGUUUGUACCUACGUAGUGAUAUAAAUGUCGUGUUCCCCCACCACACAUAUUGUUUUCAUUAAUUUAUGCAUUUAUUCCUUGCCCCAAACUUCCAUAUCAGUCAAUCCUUUAAUUAAGUUCGUCUUCUUUCUCUCACGGGCUGCGACAACUUUCCAGUCACGUGGCCUCUCCGUUUUCUUCAGGAUUGAGUUACUGCUACACGUUUUCUUUCAGUUCCUUUCCACUUGCACUUUCCCAAAAAAUCAUCAACUAAUUUUCUUCUUUGUAUCAAAACCAAACGGACGAAAAUACUCUUCCCGUUUUCUCCUUUAAGUUUCCAUCAUCUCGUUUUCUUUGAGCUUGCACUCUCGAAACCAUCCAUGUUAUGAUCUCUGUCCUCAGUUGUCGUCCUUGUCUCAAUAACAAUUAGACGGUAAAGCUGUAACGCACUGGAUGUUGUUAUUGUUGUUAUUGUUGUUGCUGUGAAAGUUAAGACUGGCAGCUGCUAACCCAACAAAUGCCUAUAAUUGGGCAAUGUCACCCCCCCACUCCACACUCCCCCCUUAGGUACAGUAAUGAGAGAAAACUGACUCCCUCCAUGGCAAACUAUCGUUAAUUUGGGUGUCAGUGCAGUGAUGAGUUUGUAAAAUGUGUGAAAUUGAAUUGGUGAAAGACAGACCGAGGGGAAAAAAAAAAAAAAAAAAUAGGGGAAGAAAAAAUAGUUUAUAAGUGAGGUGAAAAAGAGUCAUGAAGAGAAAAGUGUGUAAUUACGAGUAUUUUCCGACAUAAAUAGUGAAAACAGCAACAAAGGAAAGGAAACAGAGGAGAUUCAACAACCACACGAUAAAACACACAUGAAAACACAACACAAUGGACAAAGAAGGUAAAUAAACAAUAAAUACACCACAAAUGAAAAUGAAAGAGGAAACAUUACAAGAAGUUGGAAAGAGAUGAGAUAAAAAAAAUCAUGAAAAAAGAAACGCAUCCUAGUCUUUGCUACUUAUAAAAGAGAGAUAGACCAAAACAGAAGAAAGAGAAAGGAUACAUCUUUCAUAAUUGCUUUUCACAAACAAGUACGAGAAGAGAAAAAAAAAAAAAAAGAAA
Molecule: messenger RNA, 4273 nt
Organism: Portunus trituberculatus (swimming crab)
Lineage: Eukaryota; Metazoa; Arthropoda; Malacostraca; Decapoda; Portunidae
Product: transcription factor SOX-4-like
Biological process (GO): anatomical structure morphogenesis; regulation of DNA-templated transcription; cell differentiation
Molecular function (GO): RNA polymerase II cis-regulatory region sequence-specific DNA binding; DNA-binding transcription factor activity, RNA polymerase II-specific
Source: RefSeq, a predicted model, not a curated record